CCCGCUGUCAUGCCAGAUGACUCGGCGCCUGCUGUCGAGCUUGGUGACCCGGUGCCCGCUGUCCUGCCAGAUGACUCGGUGCCCCGCUGUCCUGCCAGAUAACUUGGUGCCCGCUGUCGAGCUUGAUGACUCGGUGCCCGCUGUCAUGCCAGAUGACUCGGUGCCCGCUGUCCUGCCAGGUGACUCGGUGCCCGCUGUUGAGCUUGGUGACCCGGUGCCCGCUGUCGUGCCAGAUGACUCGUGCCCGCUGUCGUGCCAGAUGACUCGGUGCCCUGUCGUGCCAGAUGACUCGGUGCCCGCUGUCCCUGCCAGA
Messenger RNA from Staurois parvus, 313 nucleotides. NCBI's taxonomy places the organism in Eukaryota, Metazoa, Chordata, Amphibia, Anura, Ranidae. The record is from the annotation of a GenBank genome assembly.